This is a messenger RNA of Pocillopora meandrina, 1639 nucleotides long. NCBI's taxonomy places the organism in Eukaryota, Metazoa, Cnidaria, Anthozoa, Scleractinia, Pocilloporidae. The record is from the annotation of a GenBank genome assembly.
UUGGCAGAGUAUCUUGAGGUGUUUCAGUACUUUGGCCAGGAUCGGGAGGGACGUAUUUCAACAAAGCAACUAAGACGAGCAAUGCAGAUGGUGGGACUGAACCCAACUGAUUUUCAAAUACAAACUCUUAUCAAUGAAGUGGAAUACGAUGGUCAGUAAAUUACCCUCUCAGCCAUUCAUGGUCUCCUUGUGAUACCUUUGUGCAUAUUUAUCCAAAUAGCUUAAGAGCGCCAAUGCCGUUUUCCUUUUUCAUUUGAGAGCAUCAUAACAGUCCAUCAGAUAAAAUAAAAACAUCACACGAAGCCAAAAAGAGCUCAAGGUAAAACGAGGAAACUGCCUAACGCGCGGGAAAACUCUGAUGGCCAAGUCCAGAAUGGCCUUAGUUUUGAAUCUGGAUUGGUUGCGAGAAUGGCGCUUGUUUCUUGGACCAAUCGCGGGCACCUCUCUUACUGAAGUAACAUAAGUCAGUAGGCCAUGUUAUUGCUUUGUCCUCUCGCGAUGUACUCCUUAAAAAAUUACUCAUUUGGUUUGGAUGGUGCUGUUGCUCUCGGGAUAACGUAAAGAAAACAAAAAUUGGGCAUUCCAAGACAGACUAUAGUGAUAAACUGGCAUCUUUAUUGCUGAAAGAGUGCGUCCUAUUAAUCAGCAACUGCAUAUCCUUUUUUUUCCCUUUUUUUUCCCCAGGUGACGGUUACAUGACGUUUUCUGAUUUCAUUAAAACCAUGGAAGAAUAUAAGAAACCCGACGAUAAAGUAGACCUUAUGAUGGCAUUCAAGGUGUUUGACUGUAAUAACAAAGGCUACAUUGAGACGAAAGAGUUGAGAAGAGCUUUCAUGAGACUUAAAGGAAUUACUAAACAAGAACUUGAGGAAAUUCUGGCGACUGCAAAUCUUGAAAAAGAUAGGCACAUAUACUUUGAAGGUACGAUGUGCCAGCUUAGCUUUUGAUUGUUGAAACGUAAAGUCAGAUAAAUACUCGAAACAUGACAUAUAUGAUACUAGACGUCUAACAAUCAAAAACAGCAACGACUUUAAAAUCUUAAGUAUACUUGUUUCCUAAAAACUUUAAAAAUUCAUUGGAAUGCUUUAUGUCUCAGGAAGUUUUGAUCAUUCAUUUUCAAACAAUCAUUUCUCUUUCCAUCACGUCUUUAAAAGUCUUCCGAAUUCUCCGAAUAUUCCGGUAAUAUUUUGACAUUCACGGGAACACUCUCAACAAUACUACUGGAAGUCAUUCAGACGUUUUAGAGAUUUGAAAAUUUUGAGAGAGAAAUCUAAUUAAAUGACUUUGAAAAGGUUUGAAGUUUUGAAGAAUAUCAUCAUACCAAAACGUCGUAUCAACAACACGCGAGGUGUUUGAAAAAUGAUUUCUGGUAGUCCACAAACAAAGUCUUAAAAAACAUUGAAGGGAUCGCCUUUAUAUUAAGGCAUAUGUGGACAAAAUGAUAUAUCAUCUUGAUCGUAAGUCAUAAUGAAGCAUAAAAAAAAUUAUUAAACACAAAAAUUUACCCUCUCCUUUCUGGUCCCCGAGAACUGCCCAAUUCCAUUAUCCUUUCACCCGAUUGUCUUUCUUUUCCUUUUCAGAAUUUUCAAGGCUGUUAGUACCACUAAUCAACAGAGACCUGGACAUAAUUUGCUUGUAA